AACGAACGGAACAGGGCAAGUGUCGUUUUUAAACUUUAAAGACGCGUGUUGGUAUGUUAAACCAAAUCGAAGAGAAAAGAAAAGAAUCGAGUGAUUUUCGUUUGCGUUGUUGUUGCGACUGAGUGAGUGAAGAUGGCGUGCUUGCACGACCACAGUUGCGAAGACCAUGACUGUUCCUCUAACUGGUCUCUCUACAAACACAUCGACCUCUCCAAGGUAACUGCUUUGAAUGAGGCAAAUCCAGGAAGUGUUAAGUCAGUUUUCAAAGCUUGGGAAGAGCGUCUGGAUUCUUCUGGGGUUCACUUGGAAAGCAAUGAGGGUGAUCCUGAGUUACUUGUCUUCAUUCCAUUUACUUCAGAUGUCAAGAUUAAGAGCAUAUCCAUAGUUGGUGGAGCUGAUGGAACAAGUCCUUCCAAGAUGAGAGUGUUCAUCAAUCGAGAAGGAAUUGACUUUUCAGAUGCACAAAGCAUGCAGGCUAUUCAGGAAUGGGAUUUGGUUGAGAAUAUGCAAGGAGUAUUGGAAUACCAGACAAGAUAUUCUAAAUUUCAAAGCGUGGCAAAUAUUACCUUGCACUUUCCUGAGAAUUUUGGUGGUGACACUACUAAAAUACACUAUAUUGGCUUUAAAGGCGAAGCCACUCAGUUGAAAAGGGAUGUUGUUGCCACUAUUGUUUAUGAGCUUAUGCCAAAUCCUUCUGACCACAAGACACGUGCUGAAAGUGGAGGGGGUCUUUCUCACAUAGAAUGAAAUAGUUACAUUUACUGAUGUUACUUAGUUACUUAAUAACCAUCGCCACCCAAUCUCGUUCUCCUUGUUUCCACCCUCCCUAGACAAAAAAGUACAGCUGGACGUGGAUAACUACAAUAUCGUGCAAUGGAAUAUUUAGUCCUGAAGUCUACGUAAAAAUUAUUGCAUGUGAAAUUUUGUGGCUAUAUACUGUUUAUCUGGAUGAUGAUGAAUAUGACAAUCUUAAUAUAUUUUAUAGAACAAAUGAAAAACUAAUCAUUAUGACAUUAUCAAUUGUUUCUCUCUA
Glycine soja is the source of this 1033-nucleotide messenger RNA. Its product is annotated as PITH domain-containing protein 1. Lineage: Eukaryota; Viridiplantae; Streptophyta; Magnoliopsida; Fabales; Fabaceae. The transcript is spliced from 9 exons. The coding region runs from base 133 to 747 and encodes 204 amino acids. The record is from RefSeq and is a predicted model, not a curated record.